This is a messenger RNA of Pyrus x bretschneideri (Chinese white pear), 1256 nucleotides long. RefSeq names its product pentatricopeptide repeat-containing protein At4g36680, mitochondrial. Gene Ontology annotation, molecular function: protein binding. The record is from RefSeq and is a predicted model, not a curated record. Bases 1 to 1218 code for a protein of 405 amino acids. The transcript has a single exon. Lineage: Eukaryota; Viridiplantae; Streptophyta; Magnoliopsida; Rosales; Rosaceae.
AUGUCAUCUUCGACUUCCCUCCGCCACCUCCGCCACCUCUCCACCACCACCGCCAAGUCUACCCUCUCCAUCUCAAAAGCCAAGUCCAAGCUCCGAACCGAGUACGACCCGGACAAAGCCCUCCAGAUUUACUCCUCCGUCUCCCAACACUACUCUUCUCCUACCUUGUCUCGCUACGCCCAGGAUCUCACCGUCCGCCGCCUCGCCAAGUCCCACCGCUUCGCCGACAUCGAAUCCUUCAUUGAAUCCCACAAGAAUGACCCCAAAAUCACCCAGGAGCCCUUCCUUUCCACCCUCAUCCGAUCCUACGGCCGCGCCGGUAUGUUCGACCAGGCAUUGAGGACGUUUGAUCAGAUGGACCAGCUCGGUACUCCGAGAACCGCUAUUUCCUUCAACACUCUGUUGUCUGCCUGCAACGAUUCCAAGCAUUUCGACAGAGUCCCCCAGCUGUUCGACGAAAUUCCCAGCAAGCAUGGGGUCUCCCCUGAUAAAGUGUCCUAUGGUAUACUGAUCAAGUCGUAUUGCGCAGCGGAUAAGCCCGACAAGGCAAUGGAGACGCUGAGAUUGAUGGAGGAGAAGGGUAUUGAGAUCACUGCAGUGACGUUCACCACGAUUUUUAAUGCUUUGUACAAGAAGGGCAAUGGUGAAGAGGCGGAGAAGUUGUGGGAUGAGAUGGUGAAGAAGGGCGUUGCGGUUGACGCUGCGGCUUAUAAUGUUAAGAUUAUGUAUGUCCAUGGUGGGAGUGCGGACAAUGUGCAAGCUUUGAUUGAGGAAAUGGCGAAUGCUGGGCUGAAACCAGAUACAAUUAGUUACAAUUACUUGAUGACUUGCUAUUGCAGGAAUGGGAUGAUGGAAGAAGCUUUCAAGGUUUAUGAGGGGUUGGAGGGAAAUGCAUGUAAUCCGAAUGCUGCAACUUUCCGGACUUUGAUAUUUUAUUUGUGUAAGAGUGAGGAUUAUGACAAGGCGUAUGAGGUUUUCAAGAGGAGUGUGGAGGUGCAUAAGAUCCCUGAUUUCAAUACGAUGAAGUAUUUGGUGGAAGGAUUGGUGAAGAAGAAGAAGAUGAAGGAGACAAAGGGAUUGAUACGCACGAUCAAGAAGAAGUUUCCUCCUAAUGUUUUGGUUGCCUGGAAGAAGUUGGAGCAGGGUCUAGGUUUGGCUUCUUCUGAUACUGAUGCUUCUUCGGUCGCGGAUGAGGAGGCUAAAGAGGCUACAACAUAAGUAUUGAUGGGGGUUCUGGUUCGUUGGUCUGAGUUCAA